Messenger RNA from Xylona heveae TC161, 2508 nucleotides. Its product is annotated as phosphodiesterase/alkaline phosphatase D precursor. Lineage: Eukaryota; Fungi; Ascomycota; Xylonomycetes; Xylonales; Xylonaceae. The record is from RefSeq and is a predicted model, not a curated record. The coding region runs from base 484 to 2346 and encodes 620 amino acids. The transcript is spliced from 8 exons.
CGGGUUUCUGGGUUUGGCUUUGUUGAUCGCCACUUGAACUUGGCCAAUGGAUGUCGCUACGACUCGGCACGUGGUGGCGGCAACUCCGCAAUUGCCAUAGCUUUUGCGGAGAGUGUUCAACCAUCCAACAACAGGAACCAUGGUAAAUAUCCGCAACCUGCAUGCUUAUGCACUGUGCUCUACCACUGAGCAAUUCUCGGAACCAUGACGUGCGGGCGCGUCGUAAUUGCAGCGUGCCAAUUGGUCAAUGAACCAUAAGAGAUGCUGUUGAUGAUGACGACGGUGUUCUUGGAAAGCUGCAUUUUACAAGAAGAAUGAAAAGAAGAGUUUCAGGGGUACGUCGAAUAUAUAGUCUGUCAUAUCUUUCAAAAUUCAGAAUUGGAUUCCCUUUUUUUUGCUACUUUACUCCUUUCUUGCCUGAGGAGAAGUCUACUUUUUCUUUGUUGCAAUUUGAUGUGUUGAGCGCUGUCAUUUUCUGCCACGAUGCUCUACCUAUUGAGCACCCUCACGCUGGCUGCGGCUGCGUCGGCAUCAUUCGUUGGAAAUUUGAAUUACCGGAGCCCUUCUUUGCAUCAUCCUGAGCUUGGAGUGUCACUCCGAAAGGUGCACAAGCGCAACAACGCUGCCAGCGGUUUCAGUCCCUCUCAACUUAAUUUUACCCACGGGGUUGCAUCUGGUGAUCCGUACCCCGACUCUAUUAUUCUAUGGACCCGCAUUGCCCCAACUAGUGAUAAUGAUCGAUCAAAUAUUACCGUUUCUGGCGCUGUUCCCAUGUACAAUCAUGACACGGAGGAAUAUGUUUCAGUCUCCACAGCCCCAAUCUGUGUCAACUACAAAGUCGCUUCAGACAAAGCUCUGUCCUCUGUAGUCUCUACCGGCACUGCGUGGACGAGUUCGGACAUUGACUACACUGUCAAGGUUGAAGCUGACAAGCUUGCGCCGUUCACCACCUACUACUACCAAUUCAACGUAUGCAAUUCAAACAAUACCAGUCCCAUUGGUCGAGCAAAGACCACACCUGCGGCAGAUGACACUGUUAGCUCAAUUGGCCUCGCAGUGUACUCUUGCAGUAACUUUCCCUACGGCUACUUUAACGCGUACGGCAACCCCGUGCGCAAGGACUCUGUCGAUUAUGUCGUGCACCUUGGCGACUACAUUUACGAGAGCAAAGGCAGCUACGGAGCACCAAUUGGUCGCCUUCCUCUGCCAGACAAGGAGAUUUACUCUCUCUAUGACUACCGGAAGAGAAUCGCCACGUACCGGACAGAUCUCGACUUGUUGGCUUCUGCAGCGAGCUUCUCAUGGAUUUCUGUCUGGGAUGACCACGAAGUUGCGGAUAAUACAUGGCGUGACAGCUCUUCGCGCCUCAAUAACACUGAGCAAUCGUUUGUCAUGGACGGUGGCGUCAGCGUCGAGCAGCGCAAGAUGAAUGCCGUUCGUGCGUACUUUGAAUGGAUGCCAAUUCGACAAGUCGAAAUGGACGACAAUUUGCGCAUCUGGCGUAACUUUUCCAUUGGGUCUCUGCUCGACCUGAUUAUGCUGGAUACGCGGCAGUAUGACCGGUCCAUUACUGAUCUGUACUGGAAUACGGACUAUGUGCACCAGAUCUCCAAUGACGCUGGACGUACUCUAAUGGGUUCCCGACAAGAAAAUUGGUUCUACAACCAGCUCUCUGCGUCUGCUGCACGCAAGGCUGCUUGGCGCGUCAUUGGCAACCAGAUUGUCUUCUCCCGCAUGAACGAGUCCGUGGCAUACGGGAAUGAGAACCCCCUCGACUACGACGCCUGGGACGGAUACCAGGCCAGCCGUAACCGGACGUUGCAGCACCUGUAUACUCAGAACAUUAGCAACACUGUCUUUUUGUCCGGAGACAGUCACAUGUCAUGGGUGUCCGACCUCGUGUGGCUCGACGAGCACCCGUACGACCCCGUCACCGGGGCGGGCUCAAUCGGCGUCGAAUUCGCCGGAACCGCAGUGACUUCCCCGUGCCCGUACGGCCAGAACAUUGCCCUCGACAAGGCCAACAACGCCAGCCGUGCCCUUGUCCAAGCUAACCGCGAACUGCAAUGGCAGGAUGUGUAUUACCGGGGCUACUUUGAACUGCACAUUUCCUACUCCAACAUCAGCGCCUCAUUCUUUGGCAUGCCCAACAUCACGCACCGCAACCCGCUGGAAAUCCCACUGGCCUCAUUCAGCGUGCAGUCUGGCGAGAACAGACUGUCUCGUCCCGUCGCGGGCGGGAGCGUCGAGAGCGGCGCGCUCAAGUACGGACAGACCGUGCAGACGAAUGUGACUGUGGAUACCAGUGCCGCUCGCUCUGGGAAUAAUUCUCGUCUUGCUCUGUGAUCAUGUCUAUUUAUCCAGUCUGUGAGAGUCUGAGAGAGAGAGAGAGAGGUGGGGAAAGAGAGGCGCAGGGGGCGGGAGGAGUAGAAGGUAGGGAGGAGGGAGACAUAUAAUCUAUCAAUACUUUACUCAUCAACUAUAUCAAUCUACCUGGUAUAUACAGAC